This is a messenger RNA of Necator americanus (New World hookworm), 264 nucleotides long. RefSeq lists its product as uncharacterized. The coding region runs from base 1 to 264 and encodes 87 amino acids. The record is from RefSeq and is a predicted model, not a curated record. NCBI's taxonomy places the organism in Eukaryota, Metazoa, Nematoda, Chromadorea, Rhabditida, Ancylostomatidae. The transcript has 3 exons.
AUGAAACGUGGCGAGACCAUCACCGCAGACAAGUACUGCAAAGAACUUGACCAAAUCCACCCAAAACUCCAAGGAGUUAGUGAACAGAAAGGUUCUCCGGCGGCGGCCGGGAAAUGUCAUGUGACCCGCAUCGACGCAUCUGUACCUAAAACCAGCGCAUUCUCGCCACGCAUCGUCGCAAACUCCGAAAUCUCUCCCCGCUUCUUCUUCGUCUCCGUCGUCGUCGUUCUCGUACUCGUCGUUACACCAAGACAUGCACUGUAA